Daucus carota subsp. sativus is the source of this 2319-nucleotide messenger RNA. RefSeq names its product calmodulin-binding receptor kinase CaMRLK. NCBI's taxonomy places the organism in Eukaryota, Viridiplantae, Streptophyta, Magnoliopsida, Apiales, Apiaceae. Gene Ontology annotation, cellular component: membrane. The transcript has 2 exons. The coding region runs from base 248 to 2281 and encodes 677 amino acids. The record is from RefSeq and is a predicted model, not a curated record. Gene Ontology annotation, biological process: protein phosphorylation. Gene Ontology annotation, molecular function: protein kinase activity; protein binding; ATP binding.
CAAAACAUUUUUCGAGAACCAACUUCCCACGGUCAGAGUCAUGACUCGUUUGUUUGACAAACCAAAUACACAUACCUCUCCAACUCCAUUUCAUUUUCAAGCUCUUUUUUCUUAAAUUCUAAUCCACUAUUUCUACCACAUACACAAUUGACAAUACACCCACUUUAUAUCUCUACCUUUUGUCAGCCCAUGGGAGCCUGAGAAAUCUGCAGAAGUUGAAAAAAGUGGACACUUCUUGAUUCACAAGAUGAAGAUACUUUACAAGCUCAUGAUUCUCAUCUCAUUUGUAGCACUUGUGGAGUCUUCAUGCAAUACCACAGACCACAUAUUAGUAACCAAGGCUUUCAGUUCUGUCACUGGAUUCAACUCAUCUUGGUUCAAGUCCAUGGACUUGAACUGCACAAACCCCCAUAUAUCAAACAUAAGCCUCUCUUCCAGAAAUCUCACUGGCUCACUUUCUUGGAGGUUUUUCAGAAACUUGACUCAUCUUCACACACUUGACCUCUCCAAUAAUUCAAUCAAAGGCUCUGUUCCAGCUUGGUUCUGGUCCAUCCCUACACUAGUUGCAAUCAAUCUCUCCAAGAACAGCCUGGGAGGCGCCAUUGGUUCCAAUUCGACUCAUUUUUCAUCGAUUCAAUUCUUGAAUUUGUCGCAAAAUAGGUUCACAAACUUGGCUCGUUUGUCUAUUUUCUCAAAUCUCACAAGUCUUGAUCUUUCUCAUAAUAACCUCAAAAUCUUGCCUCUUGGUUUCAAGAACUUGACUAAACUUCAGUAUCUCGAUAUCUCAAGUUGUAACAUUUCAGGGAAGUCAAAGCCCAUCUCAGUUCUCCAUUCUUUGAGAUACUUGGAUGUUUCAAGAAACCAUCUAAAUGGUACAUUUCCAUCUGAUUUUCCAUCUCUUCAUAACCUCAUAUUUUUAAAUAUCUCUUUCAACAAUUUCACUGGUUAUAUAUCCAAAAUUAACUUUCAAAACUAUGGUCAUUUAGCUUAUAUUAAUGCUGGAAAUUUCAACAACACUUCUGAAAACAUCCAAAACCUUCAUGUCAAACCUCACCCUCUCUCCGCCCAGCCUAUCAAAAAACACCAAAAUCAAACAUCCACAAAGCCAAAACCAGAACCCAAACCGGAACUGAAAUCGAAACCGAAACCGAAACAUAACCACUUCAUCUUAGCCACAACACUAGCAUCAUCAACUCUAGCCUUAGCCAUGUUGGUAUGCUUAUGUUGCAUGUACAGAAAGAUAAAACUAGCCAAAACAAACAAAUGGGCCAUCUCUAAACCUAUCCAAACACCAUUCAAGAUGGAAAAAUCAGGGCCAUUUUCAUUCGAAACAGAGUCCGGAACAUCCUGGGUGGCUGAUUUAAAAGAACCAUCUUCGGCACCUGUAAUAAUGUUCGAGAAGCCAUUAAUGAAUUACCUCACAUUCAAAGACCUGAUAGCUGCUACUUCACACUUUGGAAAAGAGUCAUUGCUUGCUGAAGGCAGGUGUGGGCCCGUCUACAGUGCUGUGCUGCCAGGUGACCUCCACGUGGCAAUAAAAGUACUGGAACAUGCCAGAGACAUCGAUCAUGAAAAAGCUAAGCUCAUGUUCGAAGAAAUCUCAAAGCUUAAGCAUCCAAAUCUACUUCCUAUUUCUGGCUACUGUAUUGCAGGCAAGGAGAAGUUAGCAUUGUAUGAGUUCAUGGUAAACGGUGACUUGCAUCAAUGGCUGCACGAGGAGUUACCUUCCGGGGAACCUGACGUGGAAGAUUGGAGCACUGACACGUGGGACCAGCGCAACGAUAUCGAAUUCCGAUCCCGCAACGUAUCGCCCAAAAUAACGGAGUGGCGCGUGCGCCACCGCAUUGCCGUGGGUAUUGCCCGCGGGCUCGCGUACCUCCACCACGGGCAGUCUAGGCCCGUGGUGCAUGGACAUCUCGUUACGUCGAAUGUGUUACUAUCGGACGAGCUGGAGCCCCGAGUUACUGAUUUUGGAAUAAGUCAAGACAGUGUCAGCGGGUCAACGGAGGCAGACGUGUAUAGUUUUGGGACAGUGUUGGUCGAGUUACUAACGGGUCGACCAGGGUCUGAAGAGACGGUUGAGUGGGCCAGGAGAUUAAUUAGGGAAGGAAAAGGAGCCAAUGCAUUGGACUCGAGGCUGGGAGUGGGAGAUGGCUCAGUGAGUGAGAUGGUGGAGAGUCUCCGAGUUGGGUAUCUGUGCACAGCAGAGUCGCCUAGGAAAAGACCAACAAUGCAACAAGUUGUGGGUUUACUAAAAGACAUAAAUCCUGUUACUGAUUAAAAUUGAUUUUGGAAAUGCAAUGUUUGCUAUUUAUUGUU